This is a messenger RNA of Papilio polytes (common Mormon), 3063 nucleotides long. RefSeq names its product hemicentin-2 (gene side-VII). The transcript is spliced from 18 exons. Bases 368 to 2884 code for a protein of 838 amino acids. Gene Ontology annotation, molecular function: protein binding. NCBI's taxonomy places the organism in Eukaryota, Metazoa, Arthropoda, Insecta, Lepidoptera, Papilionidae. The record is from RefSeq and is a predicted model, not a curated record.
UCAUUGAUGUGAUUUUUUUUUAAGUUUUCACACGAUAAAAAAAGACUUUUACUUUGUGAAUUCGUCACAAUCUGGUAAACGGUCGAGCAUUCAAAGAAAAUGUCCCCUCACGGAAAUGAAGUUCGAUCAAAUACUUUUUAUCAUAAUGUGGCAAACGAGCAAGCGGCCACCUGAAUCUGCCAAACUGGCGAGAUGUCUUCGAACUUAAGGCCACGGGAUCGAAGACUCAGUGAUUAAUUUACACAAUUUGACAAUUGUAAAAAUUAAAUGUUAUAACGUGUUAUAUAGGCAAUGAUACUAGAUAGUGAUGGACAUUAAAGUGAUGUGAUAUAUAUUGGUGUGAUGUGAUCGUGUGAUAGUAGUCAAUAUGCCGACGGGGCUGUGUCGGUUCUUCGCGUCAGCAGCACUGCUCGGCGCUACACUAGCUAUGGCUGCCAAAAGCGUGCCUAUGACCCAGCUGGUUGCAGUGGCCGGAGAGCCGGUGUACUUACCAUGUGACAUCGCCACGCAGGAUGAAGACGACGCGGUAUUGCUUGUCUUAUGGUACAGAGAAGAUCUUGGAACACCCAUAUACAGCGUGGACGCUCGGGAACGUGACUUCGGUGUGGCAGAACGGUGGUCAGAUGAGAGCGUAUUUGCAUCGAGAGCGUACUUCCUACCGGAGAGAAGACCAGCAGAACUGGGAGUGGACCGCGUCAGAGCGUCCGAUCAAGGAAUAUACAGGUGUCGAGUUGACUUCAAACAGGCGCAAACAAGAAAUUCUAGAGUCAACUUGACAGUUAUAGUUCCGCCAAGUAAAAUGGUGAUAACGGACGAUAAAGGCGAUGUGAAGCAAGCUAUUGUCGGUCCAUAUAUAGAAGGGGAUACGUUUACGUUAAAAUGCGACGUGACUGGAGGUAGACCUCGUCCGUGGGUGAAAUGGUUCCGUGAUGACGUGGAAGUGGACACGGCCGCGGCGCCGCUGGCUGCAGGCGUGCGUGGCGUGCUGCACGUGGGCCCGCUCAGCCGGGCUGAUGUCCGCGCUACACUCACCUGCAGAGCCUCCAACCAUCUUAGAGCACAUCCUAUUGAAACUACCCUCACUUUGGAUAUGAACUUUCCACCAUUAAGCGUGCAUAUUCUCGGGUCAAACCAACCGUUGUCAGCGAGUAGGAGAUAUGAUUUGCUCUGCCAGAGCUCCGGCUCCCGCCCGCCUGCUUCUAUCACAUGGUGGAAGAAUGGACAUAGGAUAAACAACGCUAAAGAAACGCUGUCAUCUGAUGGAAACACAACGACGUCGACUGUGUCUUUACAACUGACCAAAUCAGAUGCGGGAGCAAAGCUGGCCUGCAGAGCCUCCAACCCUCAGAUGCCAUCAGUCGCUGCGUUGGAAGACGACUGGUUGUUAGACAUACAAUAUGUUCCCGAAACUACAGUAAGAUUAGGGACAAAUUUGGAUCCGAAGAAUAUUAAAGAAGGGUCAGAUGUAUAUUUUGAUUGCAUAAUCAAAGCACAUCCUUAUGUAUACAAAGUAGAAUGGAGACAUAAUGGUAAAUCACUAGUACAUAAUGUAGGACAUGGAAUAAUAAUAACGAACCAGUCUCUAGUGUUACAAGGCGUUGGAAGGAAAACAGCUGGAAAUUACACGUGCGUCGGAUUCAACGCCGAGGGGGAUGGGGAGAGUAAACCAUUUACUUUAAACGUUUUAUAUGCCCCGACGUGCCGCAGCUCGCAGCAGCGGGUGCACGGUGUUGCUAAGCAGGAGCGCGCGCAUAUCACCUGCCACGUGGACGCCAACCCCGCUGAUGUCAGCUUCCGGUGGACAUUCAAUAACACCGCAAACAGCAACGACGUGAGCGAGGGCUACGUGUCGCGCGCCGGCACCAGCUCUACCGUCAGCUACACGCCGCGCACCGAGCUGGACUACGGCACGCUGCUGUGCUGGGCGCGCAACCGCAUCGGCAGGCAGCGCGUGCCUUGCGUCUACCACAUCAUCGCUGCCGGUCGACCAGAUCAAGUUCACAAUUGCACAGUCGUGAACGCAUCAUUAACUUCAUUUGGUGUUCGUUGUUCAGAAGGAUUUAAUGGCGGAUUACCACAAUCGUUUCUACUUGAAGUCCGGGAAAUAGUUACACAGGAAAUUAUAGGAAAUGUAUCGAGCGCUGUGCCGCGCUUUACUGCCGUUGGUUUAGAACCAGGCAGGACGUACGCGGCUGCAGUUCUAGCAUACAAUGCUAAAGGGCGAGGAGACCCGUACCCGCUGAGAGCGAGCACGCUGCGCCCUCCAGAGAAACACCACGUACAUGAUAAGAGUUUAGAUUUACCAAGAACAGCGUUCCAAAUAUCCGGAGCGAUGUCAGCGGCGGUAGGGUGCGGGGGCGUGCUGAUGGUGGUGCUAGUGCUCCUCAUGCUAGCAGUGCGACAGAAGUGCGCCAAGAGGAAGCCGCGUUCUGCGCCGCCGCCCUCGCAGCCCGCCUCGCCGGACAAACUGCGAGAGAAGGACGACAGUGAGAGUGAUGACAGGAAUCCUGAUAUUAUACCAUCCGACACAGAUCAUAUGCAGAUCGACUACUUCCGCCAGCAGCAAGUGUCGACAAUCUCCCCUCCGCCGGGAAGCAGGGCGGCGCGGGGCAGCGUGGCGGGGGUGCGGGGCGGCAUUCCCGCUUACUGUCCGCUCAGGACAGCUCCGCCGGGACAUCCACAAAUGCACGAUACUACGAGCGCACCAUCGAGCAUUCCGCCUCCGGCGCGAUUCGCUAGCGGUGCGUGUACCCUACCGCGCGGAGCGGGCGCGUGCGGCACAAGCGGGGCGGGCAUCCCGCUGCAGCACCUUCGCACGUUGCCGCGCCCGCUGCCCGCCCCCGCGCCCGCACCGCGCCACACGCCGCGCGACACCCCACUCUGACAAACAACGCAACUUUAGAACAAGUGUACAUAAAACAGACUUUCAAAGAAUGCUCAAAGUUUUUAGAAGCUUUGGAUAUAGCGAACGGUUUACGUACCACGAAUUGACCUACUUUCGUUUCAAAAGUUUGACACGCUAAGUAUUAAUUUUGAUACACUAGAAAAAUUACCUUAAUUAGU